This is a messenger RNA of Styela clava, 1572 nucleotides long. The record is from RefSeq and is a predicted model, not a curated record. Lineage: Eukaryota; Metazoa; Chordata; Ascidiacea; Stolidobranchia; Styelidae.
AAGAAAUUGUCUAUACUUGAAUAUUUGGAUACCGAAAGAAUACUUUGCCAAGAGGGAUAACUCUACCAAUAUAAAAAGACAUCAUUACGUUAUAAACGACGAAUAUUAAAAACAAAGAAACGAAUCAUUAGCAGUGAUGGUGUAUUUUCACGGCGGAAAUUUUUUACAUGGCUCUAGUUCACAAAUUAUAUACGACGGUCGAUUUCUGGCACAUAGAGGAGAUGUCAUUGUUGUAACAGCUAAUUACAGACUGGGGCCCUUGGAUAUCUUGUGCAAGGAGAAGGUGAUGAUGCAGCUGUUGGUAACUACGGGGCUUGGGACAUCAUUAUGGCUCUGAAGUGGGUCCAGCGUAAUAUUCAGUAUUUUGGAGGAAAUCCAAACAAGGUAACAGCUUGCGGACAAAGUGCCGGAGCUGAAGUCAUUGGUAUUUUAUUGACCACGUCAUAUGGUGAUGGGCUCUUUCACCAAGUCAUAAUGGAGAGCAAUCCUCUAUCUGUUCCAUAUAGGAAUAUGUCUUCUGCAAAAGAAUUUGGAUCACAAUUCGCUAUAAAAGCAGGUUGUAAUCCUCAUGAUAUGAAAUGUCUUCGAAAUACAAAUGUUUCGAAAAUAGUAAAGGCCUCUGUUGGAGUGCCGUUCGAUUUAUUCAGCUCAGAAAGUAUACUACUGCAAGCUCAACAAUGGAGUCCUGUCAUUGACGGCAACUUGUUGUAUGAAAAUCCAAUAAGUAUAUUUCAGCGGGGCGAUUUCCGAAAGGUACCCAUGAUUAUAGGAGGAAAUACUCAUGAUGGAUUUCAAUAUGUCAAACUUAUAUUCUCAAGCAAGGUUUCGCAGUUUGUUUAUCAAUUGGCUAUUGAUGCGAUACUUCGCGAAAGAGCAAAUGCAUUGUUGGAUAUAUACCCACCUAAUUGCUGCGACAACACAAAUGAAGUGAAUGACAUAAUAGCGGAUUAUGUGUUUCAAUGUCCUGCAAGAUUGUUCUCCCAUGUUGCGAGUAAAGAUUCUUGGUUCUACGUGUAUAAUGGAACAUUACCCUUCAAGUCAGUGUGGGCAUUCGAAGAAUGUCGUGAUAGAGCUUGCCACGGGGCGGAAAUCGCCUCAGUAUUUGACCCAUCGCCGAUGAUGCCAGAUUAUAAUGAACCAGAAUUGCAAUAUAAACUUGCCCAUCGUGUACAAUACUAUUGGAGUAAUAUGGCUAAGCAUGGGAAUCCUAACGGAAAACAUGGAGAGAAUGAAGCUGUAGUGAAGGAAUAUGACAUAAUAAACUGGGACAGAUUUCAAGAAGACGAUGAACCAGAUUACAAAUCCAUUCUAUUUACAGAUCGAGGAGAAAGAAUUGAAACAAAUUCAAUGAAAAGUAAAUGCAACGUCUGGGAUGAAUUGAAUAUAUACGCCAUGUUAUGAUAUAUACAAAUAUACAUAUAUUAUUCGUUGAAUUUAUACGAUAGAAUGUUUUAUAUAUAUGUUGUCAUAUUGAUUAAAUAUAUUUUGACUCAACUUUACUCGCAUAUAAACAAGAUAUUCUUUGUUAUCUUUUAGUAUAUAUAUAUAUUAAAUCAAGUACUCAAAUACAGA